AUGUUGCGAAAAGCGUACGAGUUAGUGCCCGAUUUGCUACAUAUCGAUGCGCGAGUAUUGAAUACAUUUCAAGCUAGCACGAUAUCUCAGGAUCCAUUUCAGUUGUUACAGAAUAAGUCGUCAUUUCAGAAUUAUCUGACUGUAUUCCAAUCUAUACUGUGUUACUAUAUCCGCGUAUUUGAAGGUCAUUUUGAGAAAGAGAUGUUUAUUACGAGCGAUUCCCAGGUAGAGACAUUGACUUUGGCGUUAGGUGUCAGCGAGAAAUUGGGUUAG
Fonsecaea multimorphosa CBS 102226 is the source of this 273-nucleotide messenger RNA. RefSeq lists its product as uncharacterized. The transcript has a single exon. NCBI's taxonomy places the organism in Eukaryota, Fungi, Ascomycota, Eurotiomycetes, Chaetothyriales, Herpotrichiellaceae. The coding region runs from base 1 to 273 and encodes 90 amino acids. The record is from RefSeq and is a predicted model, not a curated record.